CGAGAGUCUGUGUGUUCCGCCCUCCUACUCAAUUCUCCGACUUGACUGAUCCGAGUCAAGCAAUCGAACAGCUUCUUUCUCGCCCUUCUCUUCUCAUUCACUUGUUGGUCGCAUCCUCGACAGCCGCUCAUUUUUGGCCUCCACUCGACGCAUCGAAGCGUCAGCGUCACCAAUUUCCCUUACGCAUUCCUCGAGCUGCCACCCCUCAUCACACCCCUACCACACACGCUCGCUGCCCCUCGACGGCGACCUGUAUCUUCACAAUUGCGCAAUCCGCAGCUCUGACUGCACAACACGCUGGCUGUGGUUUAUCCGUUCAAUCGCCCAUCGUUUGUCUUUGCAUGCGCCGCAAGACCCCCGCGCCUAACUCCCUCCUGGUUUGAUCGCCUCAUGUUGUGAGAGCAUCAUUGAAUCCACUCGACGAGCCAAUUCCUACCUCUAUCGUCAUUCUCCGCGACACUGACACUUUGACUGGACACCGCCCACCAUGAACCGGUUCCUCAACAAGAAGAAGGGCGAUGCGGCGUCUAGCCCGUUGUCACCGCCCACGACGAGCAGCAGCAGGUGGAAGAAGAACAAAAAAGAGGUUAUUGAAGAGAAGCCACAACUCGACCUAGGAUCUGCCUUGCCGUCAAUCGACGACUUCCGCACCAGUCUCAUUAUGCCCAACCUCUCGACCAGAUUCAGCAUGCUCAGAGAGCAAGACGACCCGCACUCGUUGCUCGGAAAGGCGUCAGAUGAUAGUGUCCUGCAGCCUCAACGCAACUCCCGUCUACUCGACUUUGGCUUCUCCAACAGCAAUCUGAACGACAUUGCCGAGGUCGCUUCGAUCAACAGCUCGAUCCGCCCACCAUUCGCUCUUGACCGGACCGGCUCAUUUGCUUCCGAGGAUGGUUACGGGACAGACAACAACUCCAACCCAGAUGGCAGCGUCAUGACCCGUGCUCGGCCGGGAGAAGGCAAUGUAUUGUUCGGUGGUCGACAGAAGGUCUACAAGAUUGCCACAGGCUCCGCAAAAAGCAUAGGAGGCCAAAGCGAGCGGGCUACUGGAGGUAGGAUGGUCUACGACGAUGACUUGAACAUGUCGGCCUUCCAGAAAUACAGACAACAAGAAAGAGAGAGACUACUUGCAAUGGGUGCCGAUUGGGACAGUGACAGUGCUCUGAUGUCGCCCGACACUGAUCCUGAACAGCGUGUGUCCGAAGACCUGCCUAAGGGUCUUGGUCUGUCUGGCACAGAAACCGGCUUCUCCUUUCUCAAGCGUAACAGCGAUUCAACCACAAACUCAAUCCCCUCCCAAGAUCCCUCCUCAUCAACAGCCACUUCAAUCGCCUCACAAUCCAUCGGGACCGCCAUCUCCACCCCCGCGACUCUACCUCAGACAUCCCCGAAUCCAACCGGUCCUGGACUCGAACGCUCCGUGACCAAGCGUCGUCUGUACGAGCAAGGUCUCAAUCAACAUAUCCAAGAUCAGCAAGCUUCGACAAUGUCGCGAUUGAAUUCCAUCAACCAAAGGCAACGUGCUCCGACGCUGCCGUCCGCUCUUAACCAUUCUAGAAGUAUUGGAAAUUUGCAGGACCGUCGUGCCUAUAAGCCCUAUGCUCUGCGCGACACCACAAGUCCAGUGCUUAGGAAUGGCAUCGCUCCUCUCAACACACUGGUCAGCAGAGUGGCAUCAAGCACAUCCAGUCCCACGGUUGCGAGCUACCCACAAUCUCCGAUCAGUCCUGUAAUCCCCGAGACCGAGGAGUAUCAAGUCUUGCACUCAGCUCUUGAACAAAGUGAUCAUGGCAAGGCGACCGCUCUAGGCAUGUUCAACAAGCCAGCUCAACAGUUUGAUGAGCAGCAGUAUCUCAAGCGACAGAUGCAGAUGGGCCAGGCGAAGAGCGAGUCUCCGAUCGACACUCCCGUCAAAUUGUCCCCAGUCAGUCAUACAGAGACAGCCAGACAGGCGUCGGCAGAGCAGCCUCCUCUGAGCAAGUUUAUGUCAAGAGAGGGCGCCAUGUCAAGACAAGCCUCAGCAGAGCACACUACUCAAGAAUCUCGACUGGCUCGUUUCGACUCCGCUAGACAAAACAACUUCUCUCGAGCUUCUCAACGAUCACGCUCUCGCUCUGUCUCAAGACCCACAGUGGCGGCUGUAGAGCCACCAGCUAACCCCGCCCUUGCUGUGUUCCAGCGGGCUGCUAUGCAAAACCGUGUUGCUCAUGGAGACUCACCAGAACAGGCAGCAAUCGCAACUUUCGACACUAAUCACAAUAACAAUAAUACCAACCGCACCUUUUUCGGCGACAGCGAUGACGAAGAUGAGAUUGAAGAGAGGUCUGACUACGCAGGCCCGAUCCCUCCUGCUGGUCGCUACGGAAGUAAUACUCAGCCACCUGCGUCGCAACACCCUGCCCUCCGGGACGAUUACAUUCCCGAGGUAGACGAGGAAGAAGAGGAAGAGCGCACAGGCUUCCCUUUCCCGGAGCCUUCCAUUAACAUCGCACACACCGAGGCGGGCGCUGAAGAGCGUGCAGAGAUUGACUCCCCGACCAUCGGCGCGCACGAGGGUAUUGGUGGCAUGAUCAGCCAGCAUCUGCGCAACACGAGUGAUGUCUCUUCCAUCUACCCACCUACUGCACCUUACGCCGAUGGUGCCUCAACCAUCAGCCGAAACACUUACCUCUCAGACCGCCGUCUAUCUGGCAACUCGAGUGCCUGGAACCUCGAUGAGCUCGACAACUACUACGGAAACAUUCCUUCUCGAAUUUCAACCAAUUCUGCAACCACUACUUCACAGGGACAAGGACUCACCCCUUUGCCUUUGAAGACCAGCGGCACAUCUUCGCGACCAUCGACUUCUGACGACAACGUCGAAGGCGCUUCAUGGCAGCCGCAACAUACUCGCGACGCAAGUACUGCCACCCAAGCAGAACGUGAAGCAUUUGCGAAUGAGCUAGAGGCUCGCAAGAAGGCCAUUCAAGAAAAGAUGAGAAGCAUCGUGGAAAGUGACAGCCGUGGAUCUAGUCCAGGUCCUAGCGCCAGUGGUGCGCUCAAGGCGUUUGGCAUGCUCAAGGCCAGACCCAGCCAAGAGACUAUCAACCUCAAGCAUAAUAACGGCUCGAGCAGAAUGCUUGGCCUCGGGCUUCCGACGCCUCAUCCUACCGAACGCAAUCCCAGCUAUGAGGACAAGUUGCCCCAGUCUGCAAAUGCUGGUGCUCAGUGGCCUCUUGGCCCUGGCACUGUGAUGCCCGCUGCUAGACCCCAAGCGGACAGCGAGAUUGGUCGUACACCGCCACAGCAAGCUAGAGAGCGAUCACGCAACCGCUCAGGCUCGGAUGCUUCACGAGCACGAUCACGAAGUCACGGUCAGGCUGAUGUCGGCAUGGCAAUGGCUAGUGGUAUUGAUACGCCCCCUGCUAUACCUGCGCAAAGACCGUCGCCAGAAAUCAAUUCAUACAGAUCAGCCUCGACGGAGCCUAGAGGCCGUCUGAGAAGCAAUAGUAGAGCUGCAGGUCCAGGUCUACAUCCCAGCGCAAGGACACCCAUAGGAUCAUCGCCUUCUCAGUCACCAGCAAGCUUCAACUCUGUCAUGUCUCCACCUCUUGGCACGAGUACCACAGUGUCGAGAGCACCAUAUCAGAAGCCGAACGUACCGGUCAUGCCGUCGAUACCACUUGGAAAGCCCAGAGGUGAGCUGUUGCGCAAGAAGACCAUCAACAAGUUCGACAUCUCUGAGCCGACGCUUGUGUCAUCUACAUCCAACAUCGAUACUGUCGACUUGCCUCCCGGUGCAUCACUCAAGAACGGCAUGGAUGAGAUCUAUGCUGUUGAGCAGGCAGCAGUGGUUUCUCGCCGCCGCAAGCUGUUUGGAUUUGGUAGAGAGGGAUCAGCCGAAUCGUCCAGGGAAAGAGGUACGGAUGGUGUUACAUCCCCACCAUUGAACGGCUUCACCUCGCCACCGAUGAGGUCAAUCGUGCCAUCCUUCGGAUCACAAGAGCAUGCAGGUUCACGCAAACCUUCUGCUGAGACUAGCAGCGCUCGUCACCAACCACUCCGCACGCAGCAGAGCUUCGAGACUAGCCACACCACACAGACGACGCAGACUACAGAGAGCAGUGCUCGCUUCGAUGCCAUCGGCUCACCAGUACUCAAUGAGGCUGGCAUGUUUUGAACGUUUCGCCUCGAAACACAUACACAAGCCUCCCCCACUUAUCUCUCACUGAUAACCAAAUCGAGAGAGGGGGAAGAAGGCAUACUUUUUCUCUUCUGU
This is a messenger RNA of Aureobasidium subglaciale EXF-2481, 4258 nucleotides long. RefSeq lists its product as uncharacterized. The record is from RefSeq and is a predicted model, not a curated record. The transcript has a single exon. Lineage: Eukaryota; Fungi; Ascomycota; Dothideomycetes; Dothideales; Saccotheciaceae. Bases 488 to 4159 code for a protein of 1223 amino acids.